AUGGCGUUGGCCGUGGCACACAAGCACCUGGUGGCCAAGUUCGAGACGCCAUGUGCGACCUGCAACGCGCCCAUCCUCCAGGGCGAGUCCAUGUUUCCGGCCAGCGACAGCGUUUGUAAACACUGGGAGCGCAUGGGCGUCUGCUUCUACAAGGACAGGUGUGUCUUCAGGCACCCCGCCGAGAGACUGGAGGAGUUGCAGCGAGUGGCCGCCCGACAGGCCGCCUUCAAGGCCGCUCGCCGCACCACCAAUGACAUCCGGUGCAAGGAGAACCGCGGGCCCGGCAAGCGCAACCGUGUGCGCAACCGGUUCCGGGCUGGCACCCUACGCAGGUGGCUGCUGGACGCCGUGGGGGAGGACCGCCUGCGACGCGGCUCCGGCAUCCUCGACGUCGCCGCCGGGAAGGGUGAGCUCGCGUUCGAGUUCCUCAACCUCAACGGCAUCCCCAGCACGGCGCUGGAGCCCCGUCCCCUGCAGCUCGAGCGCCAUGUCAAGUGGCUGCAGCGGGGGUACUACAACUGGAAUGCAGUGUUUGCGCCGUACAACAGCGCGACCGCCGAAGGGGCCCAGGGUCGCGUCGCGCGAGAGCAGCCCUGCGACAUGCCGGCGCACCUGAGGAUGGUGGCCACGCCCGCCGUGGCCGCCUGCCUCGGCAUCGCGUGGCCCGGCGGGCCCGACGCCGUCUCGAGGGAGGCGCAGCGCAGCGAGGGCGGCGGGGCGCAGGCCCAGGAGACCGCGGAGCAGACGACCCCGCGGCUCCCAUGCCUGGAGGAGCCGCCUGCCGGCUGGGAGCGCGCUUAUGCCAUGGCGUGCGAGGCAGCAGAAGACCUGCGCUGGACGCACAGAGGACUACGAUCAGACCACGAGAGCGCUGCGGCGGCCCACGAGGCGGGGGAUGGGGAGCCUGCGGUUGAAACGCAGGGCACCGCAUCCUCGAUUGAGGUGGAGGAGAGCUUUCAGACACCAACAGUGGCAGACGAUGGGGAGGCGGAUGGACGCCCGCUGGGCGCCGCUGUGGCGUGGCGCGCCCUGCGCGGCGCGUCUGCCGUCGUGGCCAUGCACCCCGACCAGGCCACCGAGUUUGCUGUGGACCUCGCACUGGCGCUGGACGUGCCCAUGGCGGUGGUGCCGUGCUGCGUGUACGCGUCGGACUUCCCGCACCGCCGGCUGCCGGACGGGCGGCGUGUCACCUCCCACGAGGACUUUGUGGAGUACCUGUGCUCCAAGCACCCCUCCAUCGGCACCGCCACGCUGCCCUUCGAGGGCAAGAACACCCUGGUGUUCCGGCGCUGA
This is a messenger RNA of Auxenochlorella protothecoides, 1293 nucleotides long. RefSeq lists its product as hypothetical. The record is from RefSeq and is a predicted model, not a curated record. Gene Ontology annotation, molecular function: metal ion binding. The transcript has 6 exons. Lineage: Eukaryota; Viridiplantae; Chlorophyta; Trebouxiophyceae; Chlorellales; Chlorellaceae. The coding region runs from base 1 to 1293 and encodes 430 amino acids.